This is a messenger RNA of Monodelphis domestica (gray short-tailed opossum), 4278 nucleotides long. RefSeq names its product phosphofurin acidic cluster sorting protein 1 (gene PACS1). Gene Ontology annotation, biological process: protein localization to plasma membrane. NCBI's taxonomy places the organism in Eukaryota, Metazoa, Chordata, Mammalia, Didelphimorphia, Didelphidae. Gene Ontology annotation, molecular function: transmembrane transporter binding. The record is from RefSeq and is a predicted model, not a curated record.
GCGCGCAGCCACAGCAUCAGGCAGCAGCGGCGGCGGCGGCGGCGGCAGCGGCAGCAGCAGCUGUAGCGGCGGGUCGCGUCGAUGUUGGUGCCGUCCGCCCGGGCCGCCCCCUGAGCACCCAGAGCCUGGCCAUGGCGGAACGCGGAGGGGCCGGUGGCGGCUCGGCAACGGCCGGGGCCGGGGCCGGGGGCACAGGGCCCCGGGGCCCCGGGGCCGCCCAGUCCCCGCCACCGACGCCGCCCCAGGCCCCGCAGACCCCGGCCCCGGCCGUAGCCCCCGUCGCCUCGGUUUCGUCCUCCACGUCGGCAGCCGCCUCGGCCUCGUCCACCGCGGCCGCCGGGCCCGGGGCCUCGGGCCCCGCCGCCCCCGGCCCUGGCUCGGCCGCCCCCGGCCGCCCCCCGGGCCCCGCGCCUGCCCCGGUGCAGAUGAACCUGUACGCCACCUGGGAGGUGGACCGCAGCUCUGCCAGCUGCGUGCCCAGGCUGUUCAACCUGACCCUGAAGAAACUCGUCAUGCUCAAGGAAAUGGACAAAGACUUGAAUUCAGUGGUCAUUGCGGUGAAGCUGCAGGGCUCAAAAAGGAUACUUCGGUCCAAUGAGAUCCUUCUUCCAGCUGGCGGCCUGGCAGAGACGGAGCUUCAGCUAACCUUCUCUCUCCAGUACCCGCACUUCCUUAAGCGCGAUGCCAAUAAGCUGCAGAUCAUGCUGCAAAGGAGAAAGCGUUACAAGAACCGCACGAUCCUUGGCUACAAGACGCUGGCCAUGGGGCUGAUCAACAUGGCCGAGGUCAUGCAGCAUCCCAGCGAAGGGGCCCUGGUGCUGGGCCUGCACAGCAGCGUGAAGGACGUCUCCAUCCCUGUGGCUGAAAUCAAGAUCUACUCCCUGUCAAGCCAGCCCAUCGACCAAGAGGGAAUCAAGGCUAAGCUGUCGGACCGUUCUCCUGAUAUCGAUAACUACUCUGAAGAGGAGGAAGAGAGCUUCUCAUCAGAGCAGGAAGGGAGCGAUGACCCUUUACAUGGGCAGGACUUGUUCUACGAGGACGAGGACCUGCGCAAAGUGAAAAAGACCAGGAGGAAACUCACCUCUGCCUCGGCCAUCACCAGGCAACCCAACAUCAAACAGAAGUUCGUAGCCCUGCUGAAGCGGUUUAAAGUUUCCGAUGAGGUGGGCUUUGGGCUGGAGCACGUCUCGAGAGAGCAGAUCCGGGAAGUGGAAGAGGACCUGGACGAGCUGUACGACAGUCUGGAGAUGUACAACCCCAGUGACAGUGGCCCUGAGAUGGAAGAGACAGAAAGCGUCCUGAGCACGCCCAAGCCCAAGCUCAAGCCCUUCUUUGAAGGAAUGUCUCAGUCCAGCUCCCAGACGGAGAUUGGCAGCCUCAAUAGCAAAGGCAGCCUGGGAAAGGAUGCCACCAGCCCCAUGGAAUUGUCUGCUCUGGACAGAGUCAAAGCAACUUCUUGGAUCAAAAACCCAGAUGACAAUCUGCCUGAGAUCGACCCUCUGGACAUCAGUGACCAGGACAUGUUUGGAGACAGCAGCACCACUCUCGUUGUGCCCGAGAAAGUCAAAACUCCCAUGAAGUCUGGCAAGACAGAUCUCCAGGGCUCCGCGUCCCCCAGUAAAAUGGAUGGGGGGCAGACGCCCCGGCAGAAGAGGAGCACCCCUCUGAAGGAGCGGCAGCUCUCCAAGCCCCUGAGCGAGAGGACCAACAGUUCAGACAGCGAGAGGUCCCCUGACCUCGGCCACAGCACACAGAUCCCAAGGAAGGCGGUAUACGACCAGCUGAAUCAGAUCCUGGUGUCCGACGCAGCCCUCCCAGAAAACGUCAUCCUAGUAAACACUGCGGACUGGCAGGGCCAGUAUGUGGCAGAGCUGCUCCAGGACCAGCGGAGGCCUGUGGUGUGCACGUGUUCCACGGUGGAAGUCCAAGCUGUGCUGUCUGCCCUGCUCACCCGAAUCCAGAGAUACUGUAACUGUAAUUCCUCGAUGCCAAGGCCCGUGAAGGUGGUGGCUGUGGGCGGGCAGAGCUACCUGAGCUCCAUCCUCCGCUUCUUCGUCAAGGCCUUGGCCAACAAGACCUCCGACUGGCUGGGUUACAUGCGAUUCCUCAUCGUCCCGCUUGGUUCUCACCCUGUUGCCAAGUACAUGGGCUCAGUGGAUAGCAGGUACAGCAGCGCCUUCCUCGAUCCCGCCUGGAGGGACUUAUUCAGUCGCUCGGAGCCCCCCGUUUCAGAGUCGCUGGACGUGGUGGGCCGAGUGAUGCAGUACGUAAGCGGGGCUGGCGUGACGCACCAGCUGCCCGUGGCGGAGGCCAUGCUGACCUGCAGGCACAAAUUCCAAGAUGAAGACUCUUACCAGAAGUUCAUCCCCUUCAUCGGGGUAGUCAAAGUGGGCCUGGUGGAAGACUCCCCCCUGACCGCAGGUGAUGGCGAUGACACCCCUGUGGUCAGCCUCACUGUCCCCUCCACGUCCCCGCCUUCCAGCUCUGGCCUGAGUCGGGACGCGUCCGCCACACCCCCUUCUUCCCCCUCCAUGAGCAGCACCCUGGCUGUGGUUGGGAGUCCCAACAGCCCGUACGGGGAUGUCAUCGGCCUGCAGGUCGACUACUGGCUGGCCCACCCCGGGGAGCGGCGCAGGGAAGGCGAGAAGAGGGACACGAGCUCCAAGAACACCCUCAAGAGUGUCUUCCGCUCGGUGCAGGUGUCUCGGCUGCCCCAUGGCAGCGAGGGGCAGCUCUCUGGCACCAUGGCCAUGACGGUGGUCACCAAGGAGAAGAACAAGAAAGUGCCCACCAUCUUCCUGAGCAAGAAGCCUCGAGAGAAGGAGAUGGACUCCAAGAGCCAGGUCAUCGAAGGCAUCAGCCGCCUCAUUUGCUCAGCCAAGCAGCAGCAGACCAUGCUAAGAGUGUCCAUCGACGGUGUGGAAUGGAGUGACAUCAAGUUUUUCCAGCUGGCUGCUCAGUGGCCCACCCACGUCAAGCAUUUCCCAGUGGGCCUGUUCAGCAGUAGCAAGCCUACCUGACUGCCCUGCCUCCUGGCCGAGGACCCCACUGUUCUCCCUUCGUGUCAUCUGCUGGUUUGGGGCACCUCCUGUGGGAGCGGUGCCGGCAGGCCUGGGGCCCGCAGGUCCCCUUCCCUUGCACUGGGGUCUACCUCUUCCCUUGCCCAAUCCCGAGGGACACUGCCACUGGGGAAGUUGGUCACUCCCCCCACCCCCGUCUCCCCUCCUUCCUCUCUAGGGCCCUGAGCCUUGUUCUCGGGCACCCAUCAGUCACUGGAAUUUAAGCAAACUCUUACAGGGGACCCCUUUGUUGGACCCCUCCCCUCCCCCCCGGAGCCCAAGUCCACCGAGGGACAGACCCUUCCUGUCCCCUGCUUGGUUUCCAGCCUCCCCGCAUUUAAGGCCACCAAGGUCUCUAGAAGUCUUGUUCUGGCUCCUUCCUGGUGAGGGGCACCCAUGGGUCCCCAGCUGCUGGUUAGGAGUUAGUUCAACCCCCCCAUCCCCACCCCAGGAAUGUCAUCUCCGUCUCAAGUGGGUUCGGCUUUCCCGAGGGGGACAGCAGGGGUGGCCUGAAGCCAAAGGGACAAAGCCGGCCGGCCGGCCGGCCAGCAUGAAAGGGGCAGUCGGGGCGGCCCAGCGAAGCUCCCCGUCUCCUGGCUAGCUGGGCACGGUAGGGAAGGGCCCCUCAGUCCCCGGGCCCCUCCCCCAGGGGCCCUGCCCAGCAUCCCCGCUGUCCCUGGACAUGUCUUGUCGAUGUUGUGCGUGUGUCUUUGAGAACUCGUGGGCUUCUGCCCCCGCCACCCCGCUCCGGCCUGCUCUCUCCUCCUCGUUCGCUGUGACUCCCCGUGUGCCAGGCCCUGCCCCCUCCGGCCUCUCUGCUCCCGCCCCGGCCCCUGUCCCUCUACGGGCAGCCUCCCAGAUCAGGCGAGCCCGCUCGGAUCCCUCCACCUGUGUCCGUGGCCCAGCCCGCCUCCGUCCUCCUCAUGGCGAACGCCCGCAUCCGAGCCCUAGCUUCGCCCUCUCCCUCCCCGGAGAGGGGGGAUUGAACUCCGGGUGCCAGGGCUGCGGGCCUCGGGCCUGCCCGCUGGGACCCCUUCCUGCCCCCGAGCUCGUCCCCGUCCCAGAGGCCUCCCCCUUCCGAGCCCUCCUGUGCCCGGGCCUGUCACUCAGUCCUGCUGUCCAAAGCACCUUGCCUGGGCUCAGCUGCUCUCUUGGUCGGCCCGGGGUGGGGGGAGUUGCUGUUGGAUUUUUCAUUCAAUAAACUGGUGGUUUCUUACCA